Molecule: messenger RNA, 1174 nt
Organism: Coturnix japonica (Japanese quail)
Lineage: Eukaryota; Metazoa; Chordata; Aves; Galliformes; Phasianidae
Gene: DOHH
Product: deoxyhypusine hydroxylase
Biological process (GO): peptidyl-hypusine biosynthetic process
Molecular function (GO): deoxyhypusine monooxygenase activity
Source: RefSeq, a predicted model, not a curated record
CUCGUUCCCCGCCCGCUCCCACUUCCGCCGGUCCCACCGCCCGAAACCGGAAGAGCGGUGGCCGGAAGUUCCGGUGCGGUCACGUGCGGAGCAUCAUGGCGGCUCAUGGAGCGUGAGCGGCGAACCGGGACCGGGAGCUCCACCAUGGUGACGGACGAGGAGGUGGCCGCCAUCGGCCGCACGUUGCUGGAUGCGGCCCAGCCGCUGCCCGCCCGGUUCCGCGCCCUGUUCACCCUCCGGAACCUGGGCGGCCCCGCCGCCAUCUCGUGCAUCGCGCGGGGCUUCACCGACAGCUCCGCGCUGCUCAAACACGAGCUGGCGUUUUGUCUGGGCCAGAUGCGGGACCGAACCGCCAUCCCCGCCCUGAUCCGUGUGCUCAGGGACCGGCAGCAGGAGCCCAUGGUGCGGCACGAGGCGGGUGAAGCUUUGGGUGCCAUUGGGGAUCCCGAGGUGCUGGACGUCCUGAGGUGUUACUCGGAGGAUCCCGUGGUGGAGGUGGCAGAGACGUGCCAGCUGGCUGUACAGAGGCUGCAGUGGCUGCAGGAGCACGGGGAGGAGCCGGGCAGCAGCCCCUACUGCUCGGUGGAUCCUGCUCCCCCCGCUGAGGAGACGGACGUGGCCACGCUGCGCACGAUGCUCCUGGAUGAGUCGCGGCCGCUGUUCGAUCGUUACCGGGCCAUGUUUGCCCUGCGGAACCUGGGGGGCCGCGAUGCUGUGCUGGCACUGGCUGAUGGGCUCCGUGCUGGCAGCGCUCUGUUCCGCCACGAGAUCGGUUACGUGCUGGGCCAGAUGCAGGACGAGGCGUGUGUCCCGCAGCUGACUGCGGCACUGAGCAGCCGUGCUGAGAACCCCAUGGUGCGGCACGAGUGCGCCGAGGCGCUGGGCUCCAUCGCACGGCCGUCCUGCCUGGACACCCUGCGAACCUUCGCACGGGACGAGGAGCGGGUGGUGCGGGAAAGCUGCGAGGUGGCUCUGGACAUGUACGAGUACGAGAACAGCCCCCAGUUCCAGUACGCUGACGGGCUGUGCAGGCUGCAGGCCUGAGCCCAGCUGUGCAGGCUGCCUCCUUUCCCCAGGUUUGCUUUCCCUGUUCGCCUCCAUCAGCGUGGAUCCGUGGUGGAGGCGGAACCGGCUUUGCUCCCUGGCACAAUUACAGCCGCCUUCUGCAUCCAAA